Molecule: messenger RNA, 3754 nt
Organism: Ananas comosus (pineapple)
Lineage: Eukaryota; Viridiplantae; Streptophyta; Magnoliopsida; Poales; Bromeliaceae
Product: GPI ethanolamine phosphate transferase 2
Exons: 17
Coding region: 105-3185 (1026 amino acids)
Biological process (GO): GPI anchor biosynthetic process
Cellular component (GO): endoplasmic reticulum membrane
Source: RefSeq, a predicted model, not a curated record
ACCACUCCCAUCCUCUUCAUUCUACACCCCCACCCUUGUCCCUCCUCUUCUUUUCCCUCGUGGAAACCUAAGUAGGGUUCCCUUCUACGUACUUUUAUCUACAAAUGUCCUCUUCCCUGACCUGCACCAGGCUCACGAUCUGGGCUUUUGCGGCCGUCCUGCUUCAGAUCGCGGGCCUCUCUCUCUUCUUGAUCGGAUUCUUCCCCGUGAAACCCACUCUCCCCGGAUUCAGCGGGCCAGAGAGUUACCGGAUGCCGACGAGUGAUCCCGUUUCCGAUGCCGAAGAGGUGGAGGAGUUGCCCCCCGAUCGGCUCAGAUCGCUGUAUAGGGAAGUCUCCAAGAUACCUCCGGUCUAUGAUCGACUAAUUUUGAUGGUUAUUGACGGACUACCUGCCGAGUUUGUGCUGGGAAGAGGUAACAAGCCUCCAACUAAGAAUAUGAUGGAGGCUAUGCCGUAUACCCACUCUUUAUUGUCGAGCGGCAAGGCAGCAGCUUAUCAUGCAAAAGCUGCACCUCCCACUGUUACCAUGCCUAGGCUAAAAGCUAUGGUUUCUGGUGCAAUUGGAGGUUUUCUGGACGUAGCAUUUAAUUUUAAUACUCAGGCCAUGUUAGAGGACAAUCUUCUUGAACAGUUUUAUCGUAUUGGUUGGAAAUUAGUGAUCCAUGGGGAUGAGACAUGGAUUAAAUUGUUUCCAAGAUUAUUUCACAGACAAGAUGGAGUUAGCAGUUUUUAUGUCAAGGACACAGUGGAGGUUGAUUUCAAUGUUUCUCGUCAUCUAGAGGCUGAGUUUGCUUCUACCGACUGGAACUUCCUGAUUCUUCAUUAUCUUGGCUUAGAUCAUGUUGGACAUAUUGGUGGGCGUCAAAGUAUUUUGAUGGCUCCAAAGCUGAAGGAGAUGGACGAUGUUAUCAAGAGGAUUCAUAUGAACAGCAUUUUGGAUCAGGAGAAUUCUGAUAGUCACACACUUUUGGUUGUAGUUAGUGAUCAUGGCAUGACAGAUGGUGGUAAUCAUGGUGGAUCCUCCUAUGAGGAAACCGAUUCCCUAGCUCUCUUUAUAGGCCAUGGUGUUGAGGAAUCAAAUUAUUCUCCCUACGACCAUAAUGAAGCCUUUCAAGUAGACAUUGCUCCAACUUUAGCUCUUCUCUUUGGCGUACCAAUUCCCAAGAACAAUAUAGGAGUCUUGCUCACAAAGCUCUUUGAUUCCUUGACAGAUGAUCAAAGGCUCCGAUCCUUAGAGCUUAAUUCCUGGCAACUACUGAGAUUACUGAAAGCACAUUUACCUGGUUUACAUUGUGGAGAAUCCAGUUGUUACAGUUGUGAAAAAGGUUUGGAAACCAAUGUACCUACUAGCGAAGCUAAACAAAGGCUGUGCUAUUUAUUUUCUAAAGCUAUAUCUGCUCAUAACUCUUGGCAAUUUCGUCAGCAUUCCGACUUCAUAUCUGCCGACAUAAACUACUUCCAGGUUGCUGCUGAAUCUUAUAAUGAUUUUCUAAGAAAUGCGAGCGAGUGGUUGUCUCACAGAGCCACGGAUAAACCUGUAAAUGUACUUAUGUCUGCAAUUAUCAUGAUGCUCGUUUCGUCUGUUCUUCUCAUGGGCAUUGUAUUCUGCUUGUUUAGAAGAGUGCAUUUUGCUCAAGUUGGAUGUUGUUCUCAGCUGGAGGAUCCUUAUAAGAUUUUGCAUUUGGAUGAAGUUUUUGUCUUUAUUGUAAUCUUUCUCCAUGUGCUCAGUCUUGGUGCAAGCUCCUUGGUAGAGGAAGAGCAAUACACAUGGCAUUUUCUGACGUCUACCCUGUAUCUGAUUUUUCUUUCCAGAACAAUCGAGUCUCUACUCAAAAGACCAAACUCAGUGACACUACAGAAUAAAGAUGAUAAGACUGUUCUCCCUCAUUCUUCACCAACAGAUGCACGCAAUAAUUCUGGCCACAAGUUCACCAAAUUCAGGCCAUCCAAAAUCAAUAAUCAUGGCACUUGUCGGUUAUUCUCUGUCGUUGUUGUUCUCAUAUGUGGAAGACUUUUAAGAGGUUGGCACCAAGGUGGUGUCAAUUGGAUUUAUCUCCCUGAUAUUUCCAAGUUACUUGUCCAUGCUGGAACUUCUACUAUAAAAGUUUGUCAGAUUUUAUCGCUGUUUGCGAUUAUAAUCCUUGGUUCACAUGCAAUUUUCAAAUUGAAAUCGACAACAAAUUUUGUUUAUGGAGUAUGGUCGAGCCUACUUCUAUCAGCAUUUCUGGUCAUGCUACAUACCAUGGAGAAUCAUAUCUAUGAUUUGGAGCCAAUGAAUCUCAGCACUACAUCAAUUGCUCAAGUUUUUUAUGUUGUUGCCAGUACUUCAGCAGUUCUAACGUUUUUGGCAUCACCAUGGAUUUUUCCUGUUUAUUCUAUGGAAAAGCAAAUGGUGUACCAAGUUCGCUCUAACUCUUGUUCUACCAAACAACGUGAUUCCUUUUUGCUUAGUAUUCGUGAAACUACUUAUCUGAUUGGAACAACAUAUACUGCUUUCUGGUGUCUUCUACAGCUGCUGAUACAACAACCGAUAAAUGCCAUUCCCAUUUUAUUGAUUUACUUGCAGAUCCUCUUCAGUAUCAUCUAUUUUUCAGCUGACAGAUCAUUCCAUAGGCAGUGGGUUGAGGUUGCUGCCAUAUACUUCUUAGGGCUGGCUGGUCAUUUUGGUCUUGGGAACACUAAUAGCCUUGCUACUAUUGAUGUUGCGGGAGCAUUCAUAGGUAUCUCAAGUCACUCUGCAGUACUUUCUGGCAUAUUGAUGUUUGUUAUUACCUAUGCGUCACCUUCAUUAUCCUAUCUCAGCAUGGUGAUGUACAUAGAUAUGAAGGAUAUUACUUUUAUCUCAUCUACACACGAGUAUGAAUGGAGCAUUUUUCUAGAAAAGAUGAUUGCAUUGCCUUGCUUGCUCCCGUUGCUAUUCAACUCACUUGUGUUGACUUCAUUCACCAUAAUAUUGUUGCUCAUGAGGAAUCAUUUGUUCGUUUGGAGUGUAUUUUCACCCAAGUAUCUGUAUGUUUGUGCUGCAACAGUGUGCGUGUACAUUGGGGUGUUUAUUGUAGCUGCAACGGGACUUUAUACAUACAGUGUUUUUUGCUUUAGAACAAGAAACCCUCAGGAGAAAUGCCCGCAAGUGUUACGAGAUAACGUGAUAUCUCAUUCUCAGACGAAUGUUAUUUCUCAGUAACUAAAGGUGCUAAAUUAGCUAGAGAGCACUUUUUUGUUGUUGUUGUUGUUGUUGUUGCUGCUGCUGCUGUUGUUGUUGCAGUGUUACCUAUUUUUUUGUAGGCACACAUCAUUAGCGCAUUCGAGAAUUCAACAUAUCCUGUUCAAGAAAUGUUGGCAUUCCUCUGACAACUUUUCCUCAGGUAGUCAAAUGAUCAUUUUGGGUUUUUGUGUGUAGUGGGUUGGCGGUAGAGGGGAAUAUUCAAGUAGUUGGAGAACUCUGUUAAAUGAGAUCCAAAUUGUAAGGCCAUGGGCUGUUUGCUAGAAUUAGUAUGAUGAAGUUGUAAUAUGUAGAGGAUGAUCUAAGGUGCUCUGCUGCAUUUGGUCUGCUGACGGCGUUAUCUUGGUAGGGCAUAUCUUUUUUAAAAAGAAAAAAAAGGGCAAAGAAAAUUCAGAAAACUUUUACUGGCUUAAGACGUUGUAUUAUCCGUUUGUGCAUUGACAUGAACCGCUAAACGUAAUUAGGUGUUCGGGAUGCUCAAUUUAGAUGCUUUCAGAUUCAAAUAUAAAACUCUUUUACUGUGUGACAAA